AGUAUGGACCACAUACAGUUUGCAUGUACGAGUGAUUGUUUGCGGUAAAACAGCGAGUCAAUCAAUUAUUCCAUACAUUACUAUUUUUCUUUUGGAAAAAUAGAAAGAAUGAAAUACAAGCCCAUGAAAAGUGUUCCAUCAACAAAUGUAUCUUGAAUAAUUCUGUAUGUAAUCAUUAUUCACCGUCAUUCCAUCAAAGAACGUAGUAGUUCUGUAAGCCUUAUGAUUGGUUCACACACCGAAUUGGAACGAACCGGUUCAAAUGGGCUGUCAAUGAAUUGUGUGUAUUAUUCCUGUUAAGAAGAGUGAAAAAUAAAAGCGUAAGUUUGGGAAAUUCGCUAUUAAAGCCGCAGCAAAAUUUUCUUGUGCGAUUUAAUUGUAGUUUUUAAAAAUUUAUGCAUGUUUUGCGUCUGACUAUUGCACGAAAGCGAUGUGUACAGAAAAUUUUCACUGAAAAACAUGUGUUUAUGUUGCAUGUGACUCAAAUAAACUCGAAAGCAAUUUGAUUUCGACUGUUUAAUAAACAAUCUUGCAAUGCUUCCAUCGACCAAAUUAUUUAAAUCGAUCAACUGUCCGUUUUACGAGGUUGACGCCGAAUCAUGUAAUAGGCCUUAUUGUCAUUACAAUCACAAAAAACCAGAAAAUCCACCAGAUGUAUCGAAGCAUGCCGCAACUUCGGAAAACACUAAAACUUUAAAGCCAUCGGUACCUGUUUACAUACCAACACCAAAGCACAUCCUUGAAGCGCGUAAAGCGAAUGGUUCAAGUACAACAACCGAAGAAUGUCCGGUAAGCAAAAAGCCGAAAUUGGAGUAUGUACCCAAGGCAAUAAGUAACAAUUCAGCGCCGAUUCCAACUUAUAUUCCGUCAUCCGUGCCGAAUCAAACAUCAAACGAUGAAUAUGAACCGAGUCCGGUUUUUGGAAAAGAGGACAUCAUUUCAAAUGCCGCUGUAGAUGAUUUGAAUGGUGAUGACAUUUCCGGAUUAUUAACCGAAUUAUCAAGUGAUCAAAUUACAAAUAACGAAAAUCUUACGGGAAAUGGGCCAAAAGGUACGGACAGAUUGGAAAAAAUAACCGAUUUGACGCAAUCACAAGAUCAUAAAUCGAAGAAAAAUAGUCAUAAAUCUUCAUCACCAGCGCAUCGACAUCAUAACAGCAGCAGCAGCUCUCACAGAUCAACUCAUUCGGAUCGAAAAAGUAAUAGCAGUAGUAGUAGUAGUAGGUCGAGCAGUUCAACACAUAAAUCCUCACAUCAUUCGUCACGGAAAUCAAAACAUUCGGAUAAAGACAGGGACAAAGACACGGACAAAAGUAGGCACAGCAGUAAAUCAUCAAAAGAAAGUAGACACAAAAGUGAGCAUCGAUCAAAAUCAUCAUCAUCAUCGUCUUCAUCGCGACACCACUCAUCAAGUCACUCGGAUAGAAAGACUCACAUUAGCAAUAAUAGUAGAACAAAAGACUGCAUCAAUAGCUCAGUAGUUUAUGAAACGGAUAGUGAAGAAGAUGAUGUGGAGGCCCAAUGCCGUAUGAUAUUUGAAGAGUUUGAUCCGUCGUUGCUCGAAAGUAAACAAGAUGAAAUGCCAAACGGUAGUGCUAUGUCGGCCGAAGAGGACGAUACAAAGGUCGAUGAUGUUGCAAAGAAAAAACGGGUUGCACAUGAAAAUGCCGACAAACAAAUGAAGCCGAUAGCACCAUUCAAAAAACAAACGGACCAUGUAAAGAAUGCUCUACAGUCGGUGUUUAUGCGUCAAGAAAUUGUACGUAAGCAGAAUGAGGCUAAGCAGGAGCAGGCACGAAAGGAACAAGAAAAACGUGAACUACUUGAAUCACUUGAAUCUGACAAGCCGGAACCAAAAGUGAUGGCACCAAAGCAAAAUCUCACACCACUCAUUUCACCGGCCGCUUUAAUUCCGCCAAGAUUCCCUCCAAAAAUAUUUGCACCGGUCAGCAAUAUGCUGGCCAUUGAACGAGCAAAAGAGAAAGUGUUGCAGCUAAAGGCACAGAAAAUUGCACAACAUCAACAAUUUAUGCCGAAAACCAUUGCUCAAACAGCAUCAAAGGGUAUCGGUCGUGUUGCUCACACAAACACAACCAACGUCACCAACACCAACAACAAUGCACAGAAUACCAAGCCAGCGCCUCCAGUAUUGGAGUCCACUUCAACCAAAAUUUCGUACAACAUUCGAAUGCAAUAUUACAACUUGAUGGUCAAACAUUGUUUGACCAUUUAUGAUGAAUGCAACGAUGCUUGGGAAAGGGCACAAACAGAGGAAUUGGCCGUAUUCAAGAAAUGCAACACACCGAAUAUUUACAAAAGCAGUGCAUUGUUGGCCAUAAACAAAUUGCGCAAAGAAUCUCUGGAUGCUGGCAACGUGAACACAGAAAAGAAUAAGGUGAUAUCACACGACGUUAUAUUAGCAGGAAAACAUGGACAAAACACAUCGUGGAAUUUGAACCGGAAACCUUCUACCGAUGGAUCCACGAAUAUUAUUGACAACGUUUCCAGUUCAAAAGCACAUAAAAUGAUUGCUGAACUGUGCAUGACCGAUGAUCAAUUGAAGGAAAAUGGUUAUCCGCGUAGUGGUAAUCGGCCGGGCGUUGCGGUCAUUCACAAAAAACAAGGCGCAACACCGGCAAAUCCAGAUGAUCGAUACUGUCGCCGCUGUGGUAAAGUAUUCAAACUGGACGAAUUUGAUGAGGAAUGCAUCGAUCGUUGCAAUUAUCACCCAAAAAGUCCCGGUUUUCGAAGAGGUUUCGCUGACAAUUCGCAUCGAUGUUGUCAACAGCCGGCUGGUUCACCAGGUUGCAUGUAUGCAAAUUACCACGUAACCGAUUAUCUUGAUCAAAAUAAUUUAACUGGUUUUAUCAAAACCAUUGCCUGUGAUGAUGACUAUGUGCCUACUCGCAAGGAUAUAUUCGCAUUGGAUUGCGAAAUGUGUUACACCACCGUUGGAUUAGAAUUGACACGUGUCACUGUUGUUGACAUCAACCGUAAAAUCGUUUACGAUGCACUUGUCAAGCCCGACAAUCGGAUUAUUGAUUAUAACACAACAUAUUCGGGUAUAUCGGAAAAAACACUACAAAAUGUGAGCCGCACAUUGCGUGACGUUCAAGCUGUCCUGUUAUCCAUGUUCAAUUCCAAGACCAUAUUGGUAGGACACAGUUUGGAGAGUGAUUUCAAAGCAUUGAAACUGAUCCAUGACAUGGUCAUCGAUACAUCCAUACUCUAUCCACACAAAAUGGGACCACCGAAGAAACGAGCGCUGAAAACCUUAUGCAUCGAAAAUCUCAAACGGAUCAUUCAGGAAGAUGACGGCGGCCAUAACAGCGCUGAAGAUGCUGAAGUGUGCAUUGAUCUGGUGAAGCAUUACUUGAGAAAUCGAAUCAAGUAAACUGAACGAUGAUCAAAACAUCAUAUCAUGCAGAACGGUAGCUUGAAACUUAUAUACGGACGACUAACAAUUGAACCUCUUAACAAAACUCAGUGACUUCUAUUUAUAAAACCAGAGUAUUAAUAUAUUUAGUUAUUAUUGAAACACAUACAAAAAAUAUAUAUUGUUUUUUCUAUUCAACGAAGAAGAUUGGAUUGAUUGGAGCCCAAUUAUAAUAAUAAAAAAAGACAAGAAACCAAAAA
Molecule: messenger RNA, 3635 nt
Organism: Sitodiplosis mosellana (orange wheat blossom midge)
Lineage: Eukaryota; Metazoa; Arthropoda; Insecta; Diptera; Cecidomyiidae
Product: RNA exonuclease 1 homolog
Exons: 9
Coding region: 535-3393 (952 amino acids)
Cellular component (GO): nucleus
Molecular function (GO): nucleic acid binding; exonuclease activity
Source: RefSeq, a predicted model, not a curated record